Messenger RNA from Clunio marinus, 1666 nucleotides. The record is from the annotation of a GenBank genome assembly. NCBI's taxonomy places the organism in Eukaryota, Metazoa, Arthropoda, Insecta, Diptera, Chironomidae.
GAUUUCUAACAUUUUAUUUAAUAAUGUCGUUGAUUGAAAAUGAUUUUCAUGUUGCUAAACGCCUACAUGAAGAAUUAAACGGAAUACAAGCAACAACUCAUAGUAAUCAAAAUGAUCAAAGUGUAAUUGAACUAUCUGAUGAAGAAUCAUCAUCCACGAAUCAAACGAAUGAAUCCUAUAAAAUUGUGGAAAAGAGUACUCAUGACAAUCAACAAACAAUAAGGAUUCGCAGUGAAAAAGGUUCACCAGAUGAUUAUUUCAUGCCGAUCAUAAACACCUACAUUGAUAUAGACAACAAACCAGACUGGAGUUUAGUAAAUAUUGAAGCAGAUAUCCAAAUCAUAUUUAAUAAAUUGAAAAAGCAUUACAUGGAAAAAUGGCUAAAGAACGCCAACUGGACUGUUAAAUGGAAGACAUCAGAACUGCCCAGCUGUGGUUCAUUUUAUUUGAUAUCUGAAGUAUACAGAGGCCUACUUGUUGAACAUACGGCUUUGGUUCGUCCUCGAAUUCAGCUGAUUUCUCUUCUCUUUCAUUUUCUAAUCCAUUUAUAUCUCAAAGCUGUUUCAAAUGGAUCUAUCAGCUUAUAUGAUCAUGAUGAGAAUUUUCUGCAAAUUAUGAGGUUUCUCAACAAUAAAAUAGGAACACAAAUCACAGCUUGCCACAACUUUCAAUCAUCUCCUGAUGAAGAAAAUUAUCCAACGCAGUGGUUUAAAUGUGUAGGAACUUGUGAAAAUUAUGCUCCAUUCUAUGGUGUCAUUCGAAGUACAUCAAUGCCUAAUUCAUCACACAGUUAUUUGGAAACUCACGAAACGAAAUGUGGCGGUCAGUUCUUUAAACUUUUUGAAAUAUCUCGCAUCAAUCAAAAGACAAAACAAGUAGAAAAGAAAUAUUUAAGGAAUGUUCAUUACAUGUUUCCAAAACCGCGUCCUCCACUCAAAAACAAUUCACGAAAUCAUUUGAAGACUUCAAUUCAAGUUCGUGAAGUCAUUGACAUCACAAAUGACAACGGCCCGAAAGUUGAGAAUCUUUGUGAAGUUGUCAAUAUUGACGAUGAAGAUGAUGAAGAUAAGUCUGCGACAACCACAACAAAAUACGCUCAAGAUUUCAUUAAUCAUUCGAUUGUCUUCUCAAUGUGUCCAAUUUGUCAAUGCGUUAUUGGAACAUCAAAGCUUGCAAAACAUUUUGAUGCUUGCACUGGUUACCAACAAAAAGUUGAAUUUCCUGAUCCAAAAAUUCCAAAAAUCAUCAAAUUUUAAAAGUGAUAGUAGUCAUUGAUUGCCACUUAAUAUAUUUACCUGAAAUUAAAUUUUAAUAUUUUUCGAUGUCACUUUUUCGACAUUUCUGUAAAAUUUGUUAUUAUCGCAUUGUUCUCAUUCCAAGACCAUGGAAAAAGCCAAAAGAAAAUUAUCAGCAACCUUUUCAAUGGAAUCUCAAAUUUUAUAAACCUUGUGAAGUUCGACCUCGAGCAUUUUAUGACUCUCCAAGUGAAGUAAGACUGGGCCCAUCAAAUAAUGUCGAUAAAACAAAAGAUUAUAAAAAUCCUGAGUAUUAUUCUUAUCAUCCUUAUUCAUACUACAAUAUGGAGGAAGAUUUGUAUCAUAAACGUCGCUUCAGCGAUCCCUAUCGGAAAGUUCCAUUUGAUGAUGACAAAACAGUUUUUUAUUAA